AUGUACCGUCCAGAUCCGCUCUCCAUCUCGCCUUCGAGAACACCAGGACGAGACAGCGCAGCCCAAUCAAGCGGCCAACGCUCCCCAGCCCUGCCCCCAUUUCCGCACCGAAGAGCCAGCGAAACAUCAACUUCCUCGACCGCCUCAUCCGAGUUCAUGCCUGCCACCGGGCCACGCUGUGCUGGUCGACAUGCGGAGGAGAGUCUGAACUCCGGCGUUGCCACGAAUCCGAGGCGGUCAGGAUCAGGGGAGCCGAAGCUGAAGCCGAGCCGGCGGCAUAGUUCGCACGAUCCGUCCAAGGUCAACGUCUAUACUGAGUGCGGGAGACACGGCGAUGACUGGCUGUUUGGGGGCUUCUCGGUUGCGGGUGCUGUGAGGAAGCUUUGGGAUAAGGAGAGCAAACAUUAG
Molecule: messenger RNA, 408 nt
Organism: Drepanopeziza brunnea f. sp. 'multigermtubi' MB_m1
Lineage: Eukaryota; Fungi; Ascomycota; Leotiomycetes; Helotiales; Drepanopezizaceae
Source: RefSeq, a predicted model, not a curated record